AUGGCACUGCGCGAUGUCGACUCCAUCUCUCAAACGGCCAGGGACGACGAGAAAGUCGACCUCGAAAAGGCCAUUGGCGACUGGAUCUCAGAUGGAGAAAAGGAAUCAAACCCGGCAACUGUCUCUAUUGACGCCGAGUCUGACGACGAUGCACGCAGCAUACAUAGCAUAGGCAACCAAACCAACGUCCUGUCCAGCAAACGGCUUCUCGUGGCAUUUCCUACACUUUCAAUCGCCCUAUUCGUGUCUUUCAUUGACCAGACAAGCGUGUCAACCUCCAUACCAGCCAUAUCCGCGGACCUCAACACCGGAACUGCGACAUCAUGGAUUGGCGGGUCUUUUCUGAUCUCCUCGACCGCAUUCCAGCUCAUUAACGGACGCUUGAGUGAUAUAUUCGGCCGCAAGAACUGUUUACUGAUAUGCCUAGCUUUAUUGGGAAUCGGCGAUUUGCUAUGUGGAUUCGCAAAAAGCAAAGAAGUUCUCUUCGCAUUUCGAGCAAUUGCUGGGAUCGGAGCUGGAGGUGUGAAUAGUGUGGCGAUGAUCAUCGUCAGCGAUAUUACAACGCUCGAAAAUCGAGGAAAGUUUCAGGGUAUACUUGGAGCCAUCAUAGCUCUUGCUAACGGGACUGGUCCAUUCAUUGGCGGCGCGCUGGUGGAGAAAACAACAUGGAGAUGGGUCUUUUGGAUUGUUCCAAUGCUUGCAAUCCCCGCCGCUCUAGUUAUCUUUUUCUUCCUUCCGCUGAGACAUGACUCUGGUCACUAUGCCGCAAAAGUCAAGAAAAUCGAUUUUGGAGGGGUGGUGUUGAAUUUGGCGUCCGUGUUAUUGAUACUUAUCCCCCUUUCUGGAGCUGGGGCGACAUAUGCAUGGGACUCCGCAUUUGUGAUUGCUAUGCUCACUGUGGGCUUAUGUCUCGCGAUAGGAUUCGUUCUUUAUGAGUGGAAGAUAGCUCCUAUACCAAUCAUGCCUGUGCACUUGGUUCGUUAUCCACAUUGCCCGAUGCUUUAUCUUCAGAAUUUCUUCACUGGCAUUUGUUUCUUCGGCAACUUCUUCUAUCGUAGUAUCUACUUCCAAUCAGUAUUAGCAUUUUCUCCCUUAGAAUCUGGCGCUCUAAUGCUACCCCUUAUCAUUCUUACCUCUAUCACUUCCAUUCUCUCAGGCCAAUUCAUGUCCCGUAAAGGCCGUUACAUGCCAGUCGUCGUCAUCGGCUUUGCAAUUUGGACGAUUGGCACUGGGCUUAAAUGUGCAUUCUCUCGAUCUACCAAGCUAUGGAAUAUCAUCAUCGUCCUUCUUAUUGAGGGAUGUGGCAUCGGGUGCACGCUACAGCCGACUCUUGUCGCGAUCCUUGCAAAUUCACGAGCUGAAGACCGUGCCGUCUCAACCGGUCUCCGAAACUUUCUCCGAACAGUCGGCGGUGCGUUCGGGUUAAUUGUGUCCGGUGCAAUUCUCUCGAAUACCCUCCGCACGCGUCUAUCCAGUCUCCCAUUUAUGUCAAGCAGACAGCUUGAGAGCCUCACAUCGUCAACAUACGGACUCAAGGAGCUGAAUCUAACGAUAGAGGAGACCAACUUGGUGUUGGGUGCGUAUAUGGACGGGCUGAAGUAUAUCUUUAUCAUGUAUUGCGCCAGCGCGGGUGCUAAUUUCCUGAUGUGUGCGGGGAUUGGAAAUACGGAUCUAAAAACGAAGCCCAAACCCGUCGACACUCCGACUGAGCAUGAAAGCGGAAACUCCGAGGAGCUGGAUGAUAGCCCUAUGAAUCAUGGCAGUGCGACUGUCGAGAAAGAGACCGCACAGGUGAACUUGAAUGAUGAGAAGAGCAUAAAGCACGAGGCAACCUGAGGAGAUAUUUAAAAUCGCGGCAUUUCCAGAGCAUUUCCUCUCAUGAGGCAUGCAAAAAUGGCUGAGCAUUUAAAGUGCGAUAUGCAUUUACGGAGUUGCAUAGAUUUAGUACAUACACAUGGUGCAUGAGAAUGACUUCACGAUAAGAGGAAUUUGACCGCCUCACGGCUGGAGCUAUAUAUGCAUCCCAAAUUCAUC
Molecule: messenger RNA, 2034 nt
Organism: Mytilinidion resinicola
Lineage: Eukaryota; Fungi; Ascomycota; Dothideomycetes; Mytilinidiales; Mytilinidiaceae
Product: major facilitator superfamily transporter
Exons: 7
Coding region: 1-1836 (611 amino acids)
Biological process (GO): transmembrane transport
Molecular function (GO): transmembrane transporter activity
Source: RefSeq, a predicted model, not a curated record